Anolis carolinensis (green anole) is the source of this 3198-nucleotide messenger RNA. RefSeq names its product zinc finger protein 708-like. The transcript is spliced from 6 exons. Lineage: Eukaryota; Metazoa; Chordata; Lepidosauria; Squamata; Anolidae. The record is from RefSeq and is a predicted model, not a curated record. Gene Ontology annotation, biological process: regulation of DNA-templated transcription. Bases 16 to 2367 code for a protein of 783 amino acids.
GGGAAGCGCCUGCGCAUGCGCGGAAGGGCAGCCUUGAGGAAACGGCAACUCCUCCUCCUCCUCCUCCUCCUGGCGAGCCUGAGCCCAGUCUCUCCCCAUAGCACUGAGCCUGUGGCUGCUCCCUCAGAAAAGGCCCGCGGAUUAGAGCCCCAUCCAUUCAAGAUUGACAGAGAGAGCAGUCCUGGCUGGGCCAACCUCAUGGAGAUAGUCUGGUUUGGGACUGAAAGGGAGCUUCAGGGGAGGCCAGAGAGGAUGUCAUUGUUGGCUGAGAAUUUUGGAGCAGAGCCUGUUCAGUUGAGAGAAGAGGGAGGGAAAGCAUCUUGGACCAGUUUGGUUCUUUAUCAAAGUGGUUCCAACAUGGAGAGACCCAACUCACCUGGACCUGAAGCAGGACUUGGGAGCAGUGGGGAAUCCUGGGGAAAAACUACACAUAAGUUCCUGAAUAUGGACCUUUAUAGCUCAGACGUACAGCUCCAGCGCUUCAGGCAGUCCUCCUACCAAGAGGGCAAGGGACCCAGAGAGGUUUGCAGUCACCUCUACGAUCUCUGCCGCCAGUGGCUGAAGCCAGAGCAACACACCAAGGCUGAGAUGCUGGACCUGGUGAUCCUGGAGCAGUUCCUGAGCAUCCUGCCCCCAGAGAUGGGGAGCUGGGUCCGAGAGUGUGGGGCAGAGACCUCUUCCCAGGCGGUGGCCCUGGCGGAAGGCUUCCUCCUGAGUCGGGCAGAGGACAAGAAGCAGGAAGAACAGGCCCAAAAAAACUUCAUUGAAGUCCAGUUUGAUGUCCCUGCAUCAGAAAUAUCUCACUCAGACAACACCCAGAGCCUCCAGCAGAAGGAGAUGAAGCAGGAAGGGGAUGGGGCUGCAGUAUUGCAGGGGGCUGGAAUGAUGUUGUUGCCGAAUCCUCAGUCGUUUCUUCCCCUUUGUGAUGGAGUGGAUCUGAAUCAGGGACCAAUUGCCUUUGAGGACGUGGCUGUCCAUUUCUCCCCAGAGGAGUGGGUUCUUCUGAAUCCUGAUCAGAAAGUCUUUCACAUGCAGAUCAUGGAGGAGAUUAAUGGGAUUGUGGAUUCUCUUGCAGAUAACUGGAAGAAGAGCAAUGUAUGCACCAAACACAGAAAGCAUUUGGGACACAAUGGGGGCCUUUCUAUACAUCAGCAAACCCAACGAGAAGAUGGAGAUUCUGCCAGAGAAAGGCCCUACAAAUGCAAUGUACGUGGGCAGUGUUUUACCCAAGAUAUGGCACUUGUGCUUCACAAUACACUCCAUGCUGGGAAAGGCCUUUGUAAAUGGAAAGUAUCAGCAAAAUGUGUUACUGAUUACAAAUUGCCACAUCUGAGUCAAGAUGAAAUCUUUGAAGGAACUGAGGAUUUCAUAAGUCAGGAGUAUGGGAAAACUUUUAUCCAGAGUUCACACUUGGUGAAACACGACAGAUUUCACACAGGGCAGGAACCAUACCUAUGCCAGGAGUGUGGGACAUAUUUUCUUUUCAGUUCACAAUUGCUGGGGCACAAAAAACUUCACACAGGGUACAGUUGGCAGAAGUAUGGAAAAUGUUUUACUCAGAAUACACACCUUAUAGACCACUGGAGAUCCCACACAGCAGGAAAGCCAUACCAAUGCCAGGGGUGUGGGAAAUGUAUUACUUGCAGUUCAAACUUGAUGAAGCACAAAAGACUCCACACAGGGGAGAAGCCACACCAGUGCCAGGAGUGUGGGAAAUGUUUUGCUUCCAGUUCACACUUGGUGAGCCACAAAAGACUCCACACAGGAGAGAAGCCAUACCAAUGCCAGGAGUGUGGGAAAUGUUUUGCUGCAGGUUCGGUCAUGAUGAGGCACGAAAGACUCCACACAGGAGAGAAGCCAUACCAAUGCCAGGAGUGUGAGAAAUGUUUUACUAACAGUUCACACUUGAUGAGUCACAGAAGACUCCACACAGGAGAGAAACCAUACCAAUGCCAGGAGUGUGGGAAGUGUUUUGCUUAUAGUUCAGACUUGUUGAGGCACAAAAGACUCCACACAGGAGAGAAGCCACACCAAUGCCAGGAGUGUGGGAAGUGUUUUGCUCGCAGUUCAAACUUGAUGAGGCACAAAAGACUCCACACAGGAGAGAAACCAUACCAAUGCCAGGAGUGUGGGAAAUGUUUUGCUUACAGUUCAGCCUUGGUGAGGCACAAAAGACUCCAUACAGGAGAGAAACCAUAUGAAUGCCAGGAGUGUGGGAAAUGUUUUGCUUCCAGUUCAGACUUGGUGAGCCACAAAAGACUCCACACAGGAGAGAAGCCAUACCAAUGCCAGGAGUGUGGAGUAUGUUUUACUCGCAGUUCAAGCUUGGUGAGUCACAGACGACUCCACACAGGAGAGAAGCCAUAGAUAUGUCAGGAGUGUGGGAAAUUUUGUUUGCAAUUCACGCUUGGAGAACCGCAAAAAACUACACACAGGAAAAAAGGGUGAAAGUGCCAGAAGUUUGGGAAAUGUUUUACUCAGACUUCAUCCCUUAACAAGCACCAGAGAAUACACAUGGGCUAAAAAACAUACAAAUGCCAUGGGAAAUGUUGUGUUUGGGUUUCAUACCUUUUGAACUAUCACAGAAAAUAUACAGGAGAGACAUAAUCUAAAGAGCUGGGAGAAAACUAAUAAAAUGAAUUGCAACAGGGAAAUUGCACUUUCUGGACAUUGUGGUGCUGUAGACUAUACAUUCAACAUUUCCCAAUGAAUACAUGUUAUUCCCUUGACUUCCAGUACCACUUGGUUUGACUUUUGGACUUAUUUCUUACACAAUUCUCUUCGUAGUUUUUAACUUUUUUCAGUUUUCUUGCUUUUUUUGACUUGGGACUGUUUUGGAAAACUCUUGCUUCUCUGGACACUCAUAUCAUCUGAUUUCAAAUAGGACUGUUUGAUUAGUUCUGCAUAAGAUUUUGUAGAUUCCCAUUUCUUAUUAGCAUCCCUAAGUUGAGGUCCUUUUUGGAGAAGCAGAAAGCAAGCUUUCUGUGACAAUCCUAUAAUAAUCAGAGGGUUAAAUUACGAUUUGUCAUGUCACAUAAUUUAAAAAGAAAGUAUAUGUAAUUCCAUCAGUUGUUCCCCUGGGCUGUUUUCAUCUCCUUUACCACCUUGGCUGCAAAUUUCCAGUUUACGAAUGUUGUUGUUUUUCACCUGGGAUUCAAAAGUUGUUUACUCAAUAAAAUAAAGUUAUUAAUAAAGUUA